This is a messenger RNA of Nymphalis io (European peacock), 2270 nucleotides long. RefSeq names its product 39S ribosomal protein L51, mitochondrial (gene mRpL51). The record is from RefSeq and is a predicted model, not a curated record. Gene Ontology annotation, molecular function: structural constituent of ribosome. The coding region runs from base 128 to 598 and encodes 156 amino acids. The transcript has 4 exons. Gene Ontology annotation, cellular component: mitochondrial large ribosomal subunit. Gene Ontology annotation, biological process: translation. Lineage: Eukaryota; Metazoa; Arthropoda; Insecta; Lepidoptera; Nymphalidae.
AAAACAAUAUUGUCUUCCUGACUUUUGUAAUAAUUUGGGGUUAUUUUUUAUUAAUUAGAAAUGUUAAAUUAAUAAAAAAUUGAUUUAAAGGAAACUUUAAGCUCGUAAUUGAUAAAAGUCUUGAAAAAUGGAGUGGCUUAGUUCAACAAUACUUAAAACGCUUUGGCGACCGACUGUUAAUAUUAUUAGGACGAGAUAUCAUGCAGACAAAACAAGACUUGUAAGGCGUUAUGGCUACGAGGAAAAGAUUUGGAGUGGUGGACUGAUGCCGCGUUCAGAAGGCAGACCAUUACCAAUACCAGAGUACAGACCAUUAAACCCAUGGACUCAACGUCGAGCAUUAUUUGGUCAAAAUGAUUACAUUGACAUUCUGGGUUCCGGCGAAUUGCAUCCGAUCAAGACAUUAUAUACAUUGCCUUCAUGGAUCAAAGGUGUUAGGGGUCAUGAAUAUCAUAUUCUUCUAAGAAAGAAAAAGAUGUUUGCCCGAACUGGUGCUCCGAUGAUUAGACCCACUAAAUGGAAGGAAUAUGAAAAACGUUUGUCUUUCUUAUACAGAAAACUUAACAGGAAAACAAAAACUGGCCCAUCUCCUUGUUAAAUGUUACAUAUUAAAUAUUACUGUAGUAAGUAAUUAAAAUUAGUAUAUUAAAAUUUUAUAAACUUUUUAAUUAUAAAUAUCAAACAAUUUUGGAUUUCAGGUGAAAAAAAAUAACAACUGCAUAAAAUAUUUUUUUAGUCUUUAAUUUUCAGUUUUAAUUUAUUUAUCCGAAAAUUGCAACUUUGACUAGUAGACAAAUAUUUGUUAAUUAACAAUAAAAGAGAAAUUAAAAUGUUAUCCUAUGGUUAAAUAGAAAUGAAACAUUUCUAAUAAUGAGUCAACAAAAUUUCAUAAAAACAAAUUUCAUAAAAACAAAAUACGAUAAAUUUAUAAACUUUUAUGAAUAUAUCACUCAGACUAAAAGCUAUUAAUGUUUUUAAGACAUCACUGGUAAAGAAGAUAAAAUUGAUACAUUUAAUAAAAUAAGUGCUUUUAUCUUAUUAAAAACAAGUUUCCAUGUAUCCGUGAUCCGUGUUGUACUUAAAGUGUACAAAACUUUAGUUCAACCUGUUGGGUGGAAUUCAUUUAAAAUUCAGUUGCAAAAUGAACCACACAUUAACUGACAUCCUAAUAAUAUGCUCUUUACAAAAUAGUCAACAAUAAUUAAUUUAUUUUCUAAAUAUUGCAUAGGAAGGCUCCUCAAUAAUUUAUAAGCCUCAAUAGCAAUAUUGGUGUGGUUAAUGAAGCAUGUGUUUGACUCUAUCCAUUAUUAUCCACUAGUAGUUUUAGAAAAAGGAAAUUACUAUUAUUUUAUUAUUCAGUCCCAUUAUAAUUUUCAACUUUUUGUUGACAAUAUAUUUUUAUUAUAUUCAUUAUAUUAAUAGUUGUUACAUACAAAGAUCAACAAAAGAUAUAUUAUAUAAAAAGUUGUUGCAUAUUUUACUUUCAUACUAAAUCUUAAAAUCUUAUAUUUAUAUUUAAAACUAUAUAGUAAUAAAUUUUUAAUAUUAUAAAGCUGGAGAUUUUUAUGGUUGAAUGCAUUAUGUAAUCUUAGAAUCACUAGUGCAUAAAUCAUGCUUGUACUUAUAGAUCCAAAGUCCAUCAGGGACUGACAUUUUAUGUCACGCAUUCCGAAGCGAUUAGAUUAAAAUUAUAUAGUUUUUGACUGGAGCCCCUCGGCUGGCUGGCCCUUUAAGUAAAAAUAUCGGGCCUGGCGAAAACUUAUUUCUCUAUCACAUAGUAUGUCGCCCAUUUAUUGAAAAAUCACAACCGAUCCGGCAAACUACUGUUAUUUUUGUAAUAUUUGAUAUAUAUGAAACCUGGGUAACCGUGGGGAAAGCUUGCUUAUUAAUGAAUAUAUAGCCUCUUGGAAUCACAAGAGGAGUAGAGAGACAAAUAUAGUAUUUUAGAGAUCUUGAAUAGUUAUUCAGUAAUGUCGGCGAAGUAGUUAUCGGAGCUUUGGAAGUAAAAUUAAAGUAGAUAUUACUAGUUGAGUGGAGUGAGAUUAAUGCAUAAUAUAACACAACUAUUAGAAAAUCGCAUUGAAUAUGUAAAAUAUUCAUAUUGUUUACCAACCCUUUCUUUGGAACCAAAUGCGAUCGGAACAGUAUCAUUCCAAGCUUCUUUAGUGAUUUUACUGGAUGGUAAUCUUUAGUCCAAUUGUGAUUUGAUUGUAAAAUUUAAAAUUAUGUUAAUUGUGCAUUAAAAAUAAAUAGAUGGAAAGGAAGGUAAA